Molecule: messenger RNA, 771 nt
Organism: Botrytis sinoallii
Lineage: Eukaryota; Fungi; Ascomycota; Leotiomycetes; Helotiales; Sclerotiniaceae
Exons: 3
Coding region: 1-771 (256 amino acids)
Biological process (GO): carbohydrate catabolic process
Cellular component (GO): extracellular region
Molecular function (GO): cutinase activity
Source: RefSeq, a predicted model, not a curated record
AUGAAGCUUAAUCUUCUCCUCACCGUUCUGUCUGCCAGUCUGGCUGCGGCUGCGCCCAUUUCCCCUCGACCUGUCGCUCACAACGAGAAGAGAAACACCCCUCUCAACACUAUACUCACCAUAAUCCUAAACCAUCUUCCAGCAGUCAAUGGCGCAAUCGAAGUGGUUGAAAGUGUCAUCACUGACUUCCAGAACCUCAUCUCGGAGCUCACUGGCAUUAGUGAUACUUAUAAUGAAUUAGGCGGUGCUUGCACUGACUACACUGUCAUUUACGCCCGAGGAACAGAUGAUCCAGGAAAUACAGGAGUCAUCACCGGUCCGCCAUUCUUCAUGGCAUUGGAAGCUCUUGUAGGGUCUUCUAAGGUCACCGUUCAAGGUGUGAAUAAUUAUGCAGCAAGCGUAGCAACAUUCCUCGCUGGCGGUGAUCCUGUUGGAAGUGCUUCGAUGGCAUCAGAAAUUGAGGCCGCGUACGCAGCAUGCCCAAACACAAAUCUUGUGGCAUCUGGCUAUUCUCAAGGAGGUCAAGUUGUACACAACGCACUUGCGUUACUUCCUGCAGCAACCGUGAAAUGGAUUAGCUCUGUCGUGAUCUUCGGCGAUCCAGAUAAUGGUCAAGCCAUUCCAAACAUGGACGCAUCGAAAGUGAACACGAUCUGCCACACUGGUGAUAACAUCUGUGAAGCUGGGGAUAUAAUUCUUCCAGCUCACUUAACUUAUGGGGAAAAUGCAGCAGCUGCUGCGGCAUUUGUUGUUGCCCACGCUUCUGCAUGA